This is a messenger RNA of Lingula anatina, 929 nucleotides long. RefSeq lists its product as uncharacterized. Lineage: Eukaryota; Metazoa; Brachiopoda; Lingulata; Lingulida; Lingulidae. Gene Ontology annotation, molecular function: GTP binding. The record is from RefSeq and is a predicted model, not a curated record.
AAAACAGAAAACUCCAGCUGUAAUACUUCGCUAGAUCAUCCGUGCUCUCAGAAUAGGAACAGCAGUGAUGACCACCAAAACCUACAACGUCAUUGUCGUUGGCUAUCAGGGGCAAGGGAAAUCUGCAACUGUAAUGAAAUUAUCCGGGGACCCUAAUUAUAAAGGAAAAAGUGGCAAAAUUGCACGUAAGACUUUCAGGCUCAAGGAACCGAGCUUGUGCGCUGUCCACGUUGUGGACACACCUGGCUUAGGAUCCCUGACUACAUCUGACCAUAAGACAUUGGAUAGAAUAUACAAUGAAGCCAGGUGUCUGCAGCACGUGGACGCAAUAUUGAUUGUGUUUAAAAUGGACCGAAUUAAAAACACACAAAUGAAAGCCGUAGAGCAGUUUCGCAAAAUUUUCGGUGACAAUUUUCUUCAGAAAAGCAUCAUUGUACUUACAUUUGCCGAUGUCGCAAAACACCACAACGCUUCCAUUGGAGAUUUUUUAGCCAGUUCGCCAGAGACAUUUCAGAGUCUUUAUAAAAAUUGCUGUGAACGAAUAUGGUGUGUAGAAAACAGUGACUGGGAAGACCGAGAAGAGAAACAGGACGAGUUAAUGGAGUUGAUAAAAUCUGUUGAAACGGUGCCGUAUAAAGUUCCUGGUGCUGGAAGGGUGAUUUGCUGUGGAAAAAGUGCUGUGUGUAUUGCUGUCACUGUUGCUGUCGUUGGCGUUGUUGUCAUCGCUGUUGCCGUCGUGGUUGGCGUUGCAGUUGCCAAUACUUAAACAUGCACUGGUCCAAAGCAACCGAACUGAUUCCUACAGAAUGGCAGCAAGUACUUUCACGACAUCAUAGACAGCGCAAUGUAAUAAACUGCUGAGGAUCAGUGGUAGUCACAUGACAGCCACAUGACCCCCCCCCCAGCAUGGAACCGCGAGGUGAUAGAUU